Anneissia japonica is the source of this 1180-nucleotide messenger RNA. Its product is annotated as metalloprotease mig-17-like. Gene Ontology annotation, biological process: membrane protein ectodomain proteolysis. Gene Ontology annotation, molecular function: metalloendopeptidase activity. The transcript has 7 exons. Bases 95 to 1030 code for a protein of 311 amino acids. Lineage: Eukaryota; Metazoa; Echinodermata; Crinoidea; Comatulida; Comatulidae. The record is from RefSeq and is a predicted model, not a curated record.
CAGUUGAAAUACUGUAUUAUUAUCAAAAUCGUAUUCAUUCAGGAAUUAAAUUAUAUAUUUGGUUUAACAACAACUGAUAUUUAUUAGAAUAUCGAUGAGUAUUCUAAGGUUUAUACUGUUUCUAGUUCACCUGGGAGCAGUCCCUUACUGCACAAGUACGAAUGCAGCGUCGCAACAGAGUGAAUGCAUACAAGAGAAGACGGACCGCAAAUCAAAAAUGUUAACCAAUCCCAGGUCUGAGUCAGAAGCAUGUCUCUGGUCAGAGAAACCAAGCGAUGGUCGAAAUGAGCGUUCGGAUAGCUUAACAAAUACCAGAGCUGUGGUUCAGUUAUUAGUGGUUUUUGAUUCCACUUUGCAUAAAAGAUUUAUAAAAGACUCGCGUCGUUUCUGGAAUAUAGUGCGUUGGUUGGUACACGAGAUGGACACCGUAUUUGUAGAAUCAACACUUAGCAAUCCAUCGUUACGUAUUCAACUUGCUGACUUUAUUGUUACUGAAGAUAUAAUGAUAGACAAAGACUUUCGAAUGGUUGAUAGAGCAAACAGAUUGCGUCUUUCUAAAAGGAAUGUCAACUUUGUUGAUGGUCACGCCGUCUUAGAAAGUUACACGUCAACGAUAAAUACAAAUCGAACGAGAUUUUCAAAGAAGUUUGACCAUUGUAUUAUAUUCACAAGCCUUGAUAUCUUGAAGCUUGAUGGUGACGGCGUAGAGAGCGAUAUUUUGGGUUGUACCUACCAGUCUUCUACCUGUACUCAUGAGCGAUUUUCAUUGGUCGAAUAUUACGGUGACAUGCGCAUGUUGCUGCGUACCAGUUUACAUGAAUUAGGUCAUGGAAUCGGUGGAUUUCAUGAUGGCGGUUUUAACACGCAUAACAUAGACUCCAUAGCAAAUCACUGUCUGCCGCGACAUGGCUUCAUCAUGGGCCUACCAAUUCGAAGCUCAACGAACUUUUUAAAAUUCUCAAAUUGUUCAUUGGCAGAUUUUUCCUCGUAUCUAAGAUCAACAAAGGCGUCAUGUUUGUUCGUUGGCUGAAGUUUCACUCAGAUCACUCCAAUGAUAUUUUCCUGACGGAAAUUCAUAUGUUUAUAGCACUUGCAGUACCCGCUGCUAUUAGGGGAUCGGAUUCAUCACUAGCCACCAAGCGCAAGCUCGGUGGUAUAGUGGUUAAGACAACAGGCUAGA